Molecule: messenger RNA, 935 nt
Organism: Sceloporus undulatus (fence lizard)
Lineage: Eukaryota; Metazoa; Chordata; Lepidosauria; Squamata; Phrynosomatidae
Gene: GUK1
Product: guanylate kinase 1
Exons: 9
Coding region: 315-833 (172 amino acids)
Biological process (GO): purine nucleotide metabolic process
Cellular component (GO): cytosol
Molecular function (GO): GMP kinase activity
Source: RefSeq, a predicted model, not a curated record
AGAGGGGCGUGGCUUUCUUUGCCGGGGAGGCCACCGCCCCUCCGUCCGCGGUCCAUCCCUCGGAGCCACCGUCCCGAGAAGCGGCGUCGGCUUCUUUCUCUCAUGCGCUGGCGGCGCUUUCUGUACGGCGCUCUUUCGGCGAGACCAGGAUCAGCUCAUUGCUUGCCAAGGAGGAGAAACCAAGUCUCAUUGUAUUAUCGCACUCUGAAAGGACUUUAGAGAAGCAGAAGUUAUGACGGGACCAAGGCCAGUCGUCCUGAGCGGACCUUCGGGCGCAGGGAAAAGCACUUUGCUGAAGAAGCUGCUGAAGGAUUAUGAGAACGUCUUUGGCUUCAGCGUCUCCCGUGAAUACCACAAGGAAGCCAAGGCCAGGAGAAGUCAACGGAAAAGAUUACCAUUUUGUGACCAGAGAAGAGAUGCAGAAGGAAAUUGAUGCUGGAGGAUUCAUUGAACAUGCAGAGUUUUCUGGGAACAUGUAUGGAACAAGCAAAGUUGCUAUCCAGGCUGUCCAAGCACAGAACCAAAUCUGCAUUCUGGAUAUUGACAUGCAGGGUGUGAAGAACAUCAAGAAGACGGACCUUAAUCCAAUCUAUAUCUCUGUCCAACCCCCAUCCAUAGAAGUCUUGGAAAAACGGUUACGGGACAGACAGACGGAAACGGAAGAGAGUUUACAGAAGCGGCUAAAUGCCGCUGGUAUCGACAUGGAGCUCAGUAAGGAGCCUGGUCUUUUUGACUUGAUCAUCGUCAAUAACAAUUUGGAAGAAGCAUAUACCGAACUGAAGAACAUUCUUGCCGAUGAAAUCCAGAAGGCACAGGGAUCGAAGAAAUCAUGAAAAUCCCAGGGUGCGGAGGCUGGGACCGUGUCGACAUUCCCAAUGUCUUUUACUGAUUGUUGUUCUGUGCUAGAGAGAAAUAAACACACACAUUCCCUUUUA